Centropristis striata (black sea bass) is the source of this 2360-nucleotide messenger RNA. It is a transcript of the gene chp1, whose product is annotated as calcineurin-like EF-hand protein 1. The record is from RefSeq and is a predicted model, not a curated record. The transcript is spliced from 7 exons. NCBI's taxonomy places the organism in Eukaryota, Metazoa, Chordata, Actinopteri, Perciformes, Serranidae. Gene Ontology annotation, molecular function: calcium ion binding. The coding region runs from base 319 to 906 and encodes 195 amino acids.
CCUGCCCUCUACUUCCCACCCACCUCGUAAAACAGGAAGACAACCUGGCCGAAACCCGUCUUGGUAGUAUGAAAACACGACAGACCAUAGACAACCUUUACUAGCAAACAUUCAAUCCGCCGAAAUACGCCGAGAGGACGUCAGAAAACGACUGCUUUGAACUGAACUCUGGCUCAUUAAAAACGACUACAACGAGUUGAGCAGGUUUCGGCUCGCUGCGUUAGCUUGGUUGCUACUUUAACACAAAUCCGGAUUGAGAUUCUUCCACAGCUGGUCAGGUUGCGCAAGUCGGUUGUAACGCCUUUUUAACAUUUCACCAUGGGGUCCAGAGCGUCCACGUUACUCCGAGAAGAGGAAAUUGAAGAAAUUAAGAAGGAGACUGGCUUCUCCCACAGUCAGAUCACUCGCCUGUACAGUCGCUUCAGCAGUCUGGAUAAAGGAGAGAACGGCACCCUCAGUCGAGAAGAUUUCCAGAGGAUACCGGAGUUGGCCAUCAAUCCGCUGGGAGACAGAAUCAUCAAUGCAUUCUUUCCUGAGGGAGAGGACCAGGUAAACUUCAGAGGCUUCAUGCGGACCUUAGCUCACUUCAGGCCGAUUGAGGACAAUGAGAAGAACAAGAACGCCAACGCCAGCGAGCCACUCAACAGCAGGACAAACAAGCUGCUCUUUGCUUUCCGUCUGUAUGACCUGGACAGAGAUGACAAAAUCUCUCGGGAUGAGCUGCUGCAGGUCUUGCGGAUGAUGGUUGGUGUAAAUAUUUCAGAUGAACAGCUUGGCAGCAUUGCUGACAGGACCAUACAGGAAGCUGACACGAAUGGAGAUAACUCCAUUUCCUUUAAUGAAUUCAUCAAGGUCUUGGAGAAGGUGGACGUGGAACAGAAAAUGAGCAUCCGGUUCCUACACUAAAAUACUAGCUUAUUUUUUCUUCCUUUUUUAAAAGAUUUUGAGUAGAGCUCUAACAUGUCAGUUGACGUCAGAACACAACCUCAUCCAGCUUGUCAGCAGGCUGCUGUGGCCCACACUACGAGUUCACGCGGUCAGACCGAGCAUUAGGUAGAUGACAUCAUAGAUCUUGAGUUUCUGCCUCUGUGCUGCUCUGUAAACAAAGGGAAAAGUUGCGUGCCUUGGGUUGUUUUAUGCAAUGUCACUUUGUAUUAUUUUCCCCAGUAAUGAACAUUAUUUAUUAGAAAACUUGUAGAGGGUCACAGUUAGUACCACUGCUGUUCCACAUUUCACAGGAAAAUAAUUCAAAUAGCACGGUACGAUUCAGCUUUUUGCUAUUGCAGUGAGUACAUUUAUUCUACUCGCGCAGUUCAAUGUUAGCACAUGUUGUGUCUUUGUCCGUAUUAAUAUGCAAUGGUUCAAAGAAUGUGAUUCCACUUUAAAACAGACAGUGUUUUUUCAUGCUCACAAGAUCUUAUGACUCCUUAUCUCUGACUGGCAGGACCUGCUCCACAGAUGUUUGUGUUUUACUCACUGAAGUGCCAUGGCUUUGGUUCCCCUUUGUAACUUAUUAUCUCAACAGUAAACCAGAACCUAUGGCCAUGUUUGUGUAUUUUUUUUUCAUAUGGGUUAACCUAGCUACUGCCAAUAGAUUGUAAUGACCCGUUUGAGUUGUUGGACUUGAACCAAAGCAAGUUUCAAAGCCAGUAACAACCUGUUGGAGCCACUGUAGAUUCAACAUGUGUAUAGUGUUACAUUUAAAUAAUUGCUUAUUCAUUUACAACUAAAAACUGUGGCUGUAAGACUGGAGAUUUCACACAAAAUGCUGUUAUCUCUCUGGCUAGUGUUUAUGUCUUCCCUUGCAUUAGUUUGCAAAAUGGAUUCACUAGGAUUCAGCUGCCACAGUGGCCUGCAUUCAAAAAUUUUCCCAGAUUGAGUCUAAUGAAGCCCUGACUAGUAGCGUCAGGCCCGGUGGUGGAAGUUGGGCUGCAGACAAGUUAGUUUGUAAACUUAAACAGCUAGGCUCAUGAUAACGUGCUGGGCUUUACUUAUCCCAUGUCUCUCUGUGGCUAGAAAAGUGUCCAUUGAUUUAUGCACUGUGCAACAUUUUUUUGGCAAUAUUUUUCCCUAUUGACAAUUCCAGAUGCUAAAGAGAAUCAAAUGCAUUAAAAAUAUAUUUUCUCUGCAGGCGAGUGUACAUGGGUUGUGCAGAUGUCCGACCCUUUUAAUCUUUAAUGUGAGUUUGUCAAAUCAUUACAAGAACACCCUCCAGCGACUGAGUGCAGGAAAUACAACUUGACCGUUUUAUUAAUCAUUAUGUGAUUAUCAAUCAGAUAUGAUUCACAUGUUAUGUGAUGUUGGUCUCGGUAUUAUCAGUGAUUCAUGAAUUUGAUUUGAAUAAAUUAAGUGCCAUGCUU